AUGUUUGAGUGUUGGAGAAUCUUAUAUAGAACAAUCACAUCCCAUUCUUACUAUAGUUUACCUCCCUUUGAUCAUAUACAAAAUGUUGUUGUUUUUUUUCAGACAAAAGAAUUAUUGAGGAAAGUUUACCAAUUCUUUGUGGGAGAGAAGGAGAAAAAUAAACCAUGGGCACUUCAAAAUCCCAUUAAAAGACUAGUAAAGGCAACAGGGAUUAAACCAACAACACUGCGACGUUAUGUCCAUACAGAUGCCAGUGAUGAUGCUGUGCAGGAUGUGGUGAAGGCAGUUCAUAAGGCUGCUGUCCAGAAAACUGUCAAGAAGAACCAGAAGUUGGAUGAUUUCGACAAAGGUGUGGUGAGAAGGACCAUCUAUGAUCUGCACAAGAAAUCCCAGUCAGUGACCAUGCCAAGUCUGCAGCAAGCUCUGAAAAAGAAAGACAUCGACGUUUCCAUAUCAACAGUGUCGAGAACAGUGCGUUUACUGGGGUUUCGGUUCUACAAGAAUGCGUCAAGCCGAAGAUUUGUGUCGGAGAGGGAGGACAUCGUUCUCAUGAGAAUGACAUAUCUUCGUAAGAUACAAAGUGUAGGUACAUGUACAUGCAACUAUUUUACUGGCAGUUUCAGAACUGAUACAGCUUUAUACAUGGGAACUGUCUACAUUUCUUUACAGCUCAGGAGGACUUUCUUAACAUACCUUUGUUUAAUCUUCGGUUACUGAUUCUUUGAUAACAGUUUCUGGACAGUUAGUUGAGUGAUUGCUAUUAACCCAUCCUGUAUACAUUAAAUCAACAUCUGUGAUAUAGUUUCAACAUCUGUGAUAUAGUUUCAACAUCUGUGAUAUACCCUACUUUCAACAUCUGUGAUAUACCGUAGUUUCAACAUCUGUGAUAUACUGGUUUCAACAUCUGUGAUAUAUAGUUCCAACAA
This is a messenger RNA of Mytilus californianus (California mussel), 926 nucleotides long. RefSeq lists its product as uncharacterized. Bases 1 to 717 code for a protein of 238 amino acids. The transcript is spliced from 5 exons. The record is from RefSeq and is a predicted model, not a curated record. Lineage: Eukaryota; Metazoa; Mollusca; Bivalvia; Mytilida; Mytilidae.